Molecule: messenger RNA, 991 nt
Organism: Amyelois transitella
Lineage: Eukaryota; Metazoa; Arthropoda; Insecta; Lepidoptera; Pyralidae
Product: piRNA biogenesis protein EXD1
Exons: 3
Coding region: 1-951 (316 amino acids)
Biological process (GO): nucleobase-containing compound metabolic process
Molecular function (GO): nucleic acid binding; 3'-5' exonuclease activity
Source: RefSeq, a predicted model, not a curated record
AUGGACAGUCUGUACAUGAAAGGAGAACUUUUGCAAGUUCACACGAAAAAUUUCGAAGUAAUUGAGGGUAGAUUUUACGGCAUGACUAGUGAUAAGUCUAAGAUAUCUUUGUACAAUGUAAAGGAGCUACCACAGACUGAUCUAACUGAAGGUGUUUGUCAUUAUUAUAACUCUGAAAUACGGAAUAUAGUCAAAUUGCAAGAAACAGAUGAACAAAAACACUUGAAAAUAUCACAAAAAGAUUGUGAAGAAAUAAUAAAGACAUCUAAAAAGUACAUCUUCAUAAAUCAAGUGGACAGUUCUUUUCAUGAAGCAAUAAAAGAUUUGAAUGAAUAUAAUUAUAUUGCUCUUAGUACUGAUGGGGCAUCUAUGGGAAGAAAAUCAAAGAUGCCCUUUAUUUUGAUGGCAACCCCUCAACAAAUUUACAUAUUUGAUAUUCAAGUGAUGCAAUACCAUGCCUUUGAUGCAGGCCUUAAGAAGCUGCUUGAGAGUGAAACUCCUAAAAAGAUUGUUCAUGACUGUCGGAAGAUAGCUGAUUGUUUAUAUCAUAAGCAUAAUGUGAAACUGAAAUAUGUAUUCGAUACCCAGGUGGGAGACUUAAUAAUCACAAAAAAUAAAAAAGGCUGCUUACCCAGUGAAGUGAAAACUUUGUCUCAGUGUUUGAAUUCUUACCUUGGCCUCAAACUGAACAUAGAUGAUGAAAAACUGGAUAUCGUUGAAUGCACUAAACGUCCAUUAUCAGUAAAGAUCAAAGAGACCUUAGCAAAGAACAUAGCCUUUUUACAUCGCCUUUCAGAAAUUAUCAAUGAUGAAAUGUCUUUACCAUUUGUCCGUGGUGUGGAAUGUUUUGUUGAGAGUCUCCGUUCCUGUGAUGACUUCAAAGCUUGGGAAUUGUCAAGUGGAAAAGAUCAUCAGAUACCAAAGGACUUUAAAAGUGCAAUCGAGUAUUAAUAUAUGUGGCACAUUCCACUUAAUAAAAUUGUAGAAAUAA